AUGGCCGUCGAGGCUGCAUCGUCGUGGGCCGCCAUGGAUCUGUUGUCGUCCCUGCUGGUCCGCGCCAUCUCUGUCAUCUGUCUCGCAUUGGGGACCGUCAUCAUCCUGCCCCUCUUCUUCUGCGUCGGAUACGACUUGUUCCUCUGGAUAUGGAGGCAAUGGAGUAAUCUGUUCUCGGCCCCGGAACGCCAAGGCGCAUCGACACCUGUGCCCAGCGACUCCUCGGCCACCUCAACGUCCAAGGACGCUCGAGACCAAAGCUCACGCGAGUGA
Molecule: messenger RNA, 273 nt
Organism: Hirsutella rhossiliensis
Lineage: Eukaryota; Fungi; Ascomycota; Sordariomycetes; Hypocreales; Ophiocordycipitaceae
Exons: 2
Coding region: 1-273 (90 amino acids)
Source: RefSeq, a predicted model, not a curated record